Armigeres subalbatus is the source of this 2245-nucleotide messenger RNA. Its product is annotated as 3,4-dihydroxyphenylacetaldehyde synthase. Gene Ontology annotation, molecular function: aromatic-L-amino-acid decarboxylase activity; pyridoxal phosphate binding. NCBI's taxonomy places the organism in Eukaryota, Metazoa, Arthropoda, Insecta, Diptera, Culicidae. Bases 235 to 1800 code for a protein of 521 amino acids. Gene Ontology annotation, cellular component: cytoplasm. The transcript has 3 exons. Gene Ontology annotation, biological process: amino acid metabolic process; catecholamine metabolic process. The record is from RefSeq and is a predicted model, not a curated record.
UGCCUAGUCAGCGGUUCUUUGCAUAAAUAGCACUGGGCAAGGUACCACACGAUCAGUCUGCGGGUAAUAUCGGUUGCGUGCGCGGUUUAAGGUUAUAGUUUGGGAUGGUUAUAUUGGUGGAUCGGAUUUCCAGGAGUUAAGUGAUUUGAAGAAAAAGUGCUGGUGUUCAUAUGGACUAUUAAUUUGCAAAGACAGACUUAUUGAGUGCAGUGUUCGUAUCAAUUGGCGAUAACAAUGGCUAAUAUGGAUAUAAAUGAGUUUCGAGAAUUUGGAAAAGCUGCAAUCGAUUUUGUAGCGGACUACUUGGUGAAUAUAAGAGACAGAGAUGUUCUUCCGUCCGUCGAACCUGGCUAUCUGCACGAUCUGAUUUCCAAUGAAAUUCCACAGGAGGGAGAAAACUGGAAAACUAUUAUGGAAGAAUUCAAACGUUGUAUUCUCCCAGGUCUUACGCAUUGGCAGUCUCCACAUUUUCACGCCUUCUAUCCAUCCCAAACCUCAUACUCAUCAAUUGUGGGAGAAACGCUUGCCGCAGGCUUAGGCGUCGUUGGUUUCAGUUGGAUCUGCAGUCCAGUCUGCACGGAGCUGGAGGUUAUUAUGAUGAAUUGGAUUGGUCAGCUGUUGAAUCUUCCGCGAUGUUUUCUCAAUUGCGACGAAGGAAACGGAGGAGGAGUUAUCCAGGGAUCGGCGAGUGAAUCGAUCUUCAUUGCUGUUUUGGUUGCUCGUGAGCAAGCCGUUCGUCGUUUGAAGAAUGAUCAUCCAGAAUUGACAGAAGCAGAAAUUCGUGGUAGGUUGGUUGCCUAUACUAGCGACCAGAGUAACAGUGCUGUUGAAAAAUCUGGGAUCUUAGGAGCCAUCAAGAUGCGUCUUUUACCCGCAGACGACGAUUGUGUGUUGAGAGGAGAAACGCUCAUCAAGGCGGUUGAGGAAGACAAAGCAAACGGGUUGUUUCCGGUUGUGAUGGUUGCAACGUUGGGAACCACUGGAACAUGUGCGUAUGAUAAGCUUGAGGAAAUCGGACCUUACUGCAAUGAAAACAAAAUCUGGCUUCACGUGGAUGCGGCAUACGCUGGGGCUUCAUUUUGCCUACCGGAAUACGCGUGGAUAAAGAAAGGGCUCGAAAUGGUCGAUUCACUCAACUUUAAUUUGCACAAAUGGUUGUUUGUGAACUUCGAUUGUUGUGCCAUGUGGUUCAAGGAUGCUGCUAUGAUCACUGAAGCUUUCAGCGUUGAUCGCAUCUAUCUGCAGCACAAAUAUCAAGGCAUGAGCAAAGCCCCUGACUAUCGACAUUGGCAAAUUCAGCUCGGCAGACGGUUCCGUUCAUUGAAGGUUUGGGUCACGCUUAAAACAAUGGGGGCGGAAAAGAUUCGGAAUUUGAUCCGUUUUCACAUUAGCCUUGCGCAGCAGUUGGAGAAGUACGUUAGAGCUGAUCCAAGGUUUGAAGUUACCUCAUCCACAUUGGCACUGGUAUGUUUCCGUUUGAAGGGAGAGGAUACUUAUUCUAAACAGCUGCUUGAUAACAUCGUCAAACGAAAGAAGAUUUUUAUGAUCCCUGCUACGUACCAAGGCAAAUUUAUUCUGCGUUUCAUGAUUGCGGGACUUGAUCCACAACCUGAGGAUAUCGAUUAUGCGUGGAAUGAAAUCAAAACACAGACUGACUUGCUGCUGGGAGUAGACGAUAAUGGAAAUAACGUAUCGAUCAAAGACCUAAUCAAGCAGGAGAUAUUCGAGAAAGAAAAACCGAUUGAAAAGAUUACCGAAAGCUUAGGCGGGCUGACGCUAGCUAGUGAAAAAGCUCAGUGACUGAAAUGUAUAUGUAAAGGCUUGUUUAAGUUCCGUUGAAGUAUAUAUAUAUAGUAGAAUUCAAUAUUUUCCACCUCUAGCUAGAAUGAUUGUUUGAUUUUCAUUUAGGAUUAAUAUCAUAUAUUUGUUUGUUUCUCUUAAUUCUGAUUGUAGAUUAAAGCUCUAAGUUAGAUCGAAUAUAUUACCUAAUCCAACGUUGCAUCCACGCACAAUCGAAAAAAAAAUGUUAUAAAUAAAUUAUUUCAAUAAAGAAUUCUAUUUAUUAGAGUAAAGCAUGCAAUGGAAUAAGUUUUAAUACCACACAAACCUACCAUUAUUUUUUUAAUCAACAACUGUACACUUUUGUUGCAGCACCCUGGUGCUUGAGCUUUGCUGCAAUAAUGUUUUAAGAUCUAAAAAAAUCUAAAUAUUGCGUUGUGAAAGUUUGACGAAUAUUUUCUUAGUG